This is a messenger RNA of Folsomia candida, 1856 nucleotides long. RefSeq lists its product as uncharacterized. Gene Ontology annotation, molecular function: protein binding. The record is from RefSeq and is a predicted model, not a curated record. Bases 600 to 1613 code for a protein of 337 amino acids. The transcript is spliced from 5 exons. Lineage: Eukaryota; Metazoa; Arthropoda; Collembola; Entomobryomorpha; Isotomidae.
UUCUCUCUUUUUCACUUCACUGUUGGCUGUGCGUGUCCCACUCCGAUUGGGUCGUCACGGAAACAAUAAAACCAAAAACAAUAGAAAUUAAAAAACAAUGCCCAAUUGAGAACAAAAUGGACGACCGCCUUCCAACUCUGCUCCCACCAUCCGGCGCACCCACGUUUCUUACACCUAGCGCUCCUUCAUCGUCAAGGCAACAAUAUCAACAAUUCCUGGAUGUUGAAGAGUUCCAGCAAUUGUCAAAAAUCGCCAAUUCUCAACAGCAAACGAGCAAAUAUGCUCAGUUACUCGCGGUUAUUGAGGAGAUGGGCCGCGACGUCCGCCCCACCUACGCCGGUUCCAAGUCGAGCCAGGAACGUUUAAAGCGCUCAAUUGUUCACGCGAGGAUUUUGGUUCGAGAGUGCCUCAUGGAAACUGAGCGAUCCGGGAGGCAGUGAAAAACUUUCUUUCAGUUUUCUCUAAAAAACGUUUCAGUUUUCUAAAUUUUUAGCAGUUUCCAUAGUUUUUAAAAAAGUUUCCAUAGUUUCUAGUUUUAAAAUUCCACGAUAUUCCCUCUGCGAGUUUCCAUAGUUUCUAUAAAAAAAAUAAAAAUCACCAUGGAAACGAUAAUAGAAGAAGACCUCCCGAUGCAGGUGGACUGCAUCCAAUGGCACCCCACCUCCGACGAAAUCAUGGCCGUGGGGGCGUAUCAACUCUCUCCAACGACGACGGACACGAGGAUCGGGCGGCUUUAUGUUAUUCAACUAACUCCGAAUGUUCCAGGGGGGUUUUCCGUCGUGUUGGAAUACGAAACCCCCGGCGGGGUCCUGGACUUUAAAUUCAGCCCCUACCCCACCCCCACUCCCCACUCCCCCACCCCUUUGGCCCUCGCCACCUCCACUGGCCUCUACACCUUCACCCUCCAAAUAACCCCAACCUUCACCCUCACCCCGCUAAUAACCAUGGAAACCACGGCAAUGUGCCUCUAUCUCCAGUGGAUCUCUCCCGUGUCGCUAAUUUUCUCCGACGGGGACGGCUGCAUCAAUCUCCUUGACACCGAACUCACCACAGAAACUCCAAUGCACCUAAGAAAAAGAAAAAAGCUCCACGAAGCAUUAACCUGGAUUUGUCACUAUAGCAACGAACAGGAUGUGCUCUAUGCGGGCUGCGACGAUGGGAAAUUUAAUGCGGUGAAAUUGGAGAAUUUAUCAAAGGAGGAGUUGCACUGGGUCAAGAAGUUUGAGGUGGGCGUGACGAGCAUAGCGACCAGGGAAGAUAUUGUCUCAAUUGGGGGGUACGACGACACCUUGCGCCUCUACAAACUCUCAAACACCCCCAAACCCACCCUCACCCCACUGACCUCUCUAAACCUCCAGGGCGCAGUUUGGCGGACUUUUAUCCUGCCCAGUUUCCAUGGCAACGCUUGGACCUUCGUCGUUUCCACGGCGAGGAAGGGGAUUAAAUUUUUGGAAUAUGAUUUAGACUCCAAAUCGCUAAGUCUAAUUUCCGAGGAGAUGAAAUACGAGGGUUUUUUGGCGUAUGGAUUGGAUGUGCGAAUCGAAGAUAAAAGAUUAAAAAUCGCCAGUGGGUAUUUUGAUAACAACGUUAUCCAUGCUUUCUAUUGGGGGUAGGCAUUUAUUAUAAAUAAUUUCCAAAGGGGGUAUUCAUUUACUAUAAAAAUUUUGUCAUUUAUUAAAAAUUUUCUAAAAGGGGUGUACAAAAAACACUUAAAUAGAUUUAUAGUGGCCAUUUAUCACUAUUAGAGAGAGGAGGCGUGAAUACCCCUAAUACCGGGAUACAAAAUUUUUGUAUUUAUAAUUAAAGCUCUAAAAUGUUAAUGUUUGAUUGAUUAAUAAAGCACUUUUUUCUACGUU